AUGGCAUUCUUACGCGACAUUGUAUCUGUCUUGAUGGUCUGCAUGAGCUACCAGGCUGUUCUCGGCUACCCCCAGAAUGCCAAUACUGGCGCGGGUUUUCCUGCACCCGAGCAAUCCAACGAACAGUCUCCUACGGUGCAAAGCUUUUCCAAACUUUCUACCUCCUGUCAGCUCGCCGCGAGUAGUUUACUGGGCGGCUCAUUCGGACAAUGCGCCGACCUGAUGGGACUGGUCUCAAUUAUGGAAUCGAAAGAUUCCAUUAUUUCUCCGAUCAACGAUUGGGUCUCCCAAGCAUGCUCAUCAGCACCCUGUGAUCAGCAGGCGUUAGGUUCUGCGAGCGAAAUCAUCAAGAGCGGCUGUCAGAUUGACUUACAGGAGCAAUCGGUCGCAGCUGUGACUAUCUAUUCCAUCAUCACGCACUACAAACAAACUAGAGAUAUGUUUUGCACGCAACUUAAGGCAGAUGGAAGCUUCUGCCUUCCUUCGGUGUUAGGAAACGUCGAGGCUCAAAGCGGCGAAAAAAUCACUGUUUCUGAAGUGAUUUCAUUGAUUGCCGGAAAACUUACGCGAGCCGACCGGGCGUUUCUGUCUGUUUCAAAGGAGGCCUACUGCACUGAUUGCGGCCAGGCAGUCGUAAGUCAAUCAGCUAUUAUGAUUGAUGCGAUAGCCAAAGACCCCGCCGGAAUCAUUUUCGACUACGAUUUCAUUUCCAACGAUACCGUCCACAAGUUUACCGACGUCUGCGGCCCUUCUUUUGGGGACAAAGCUCUACCCGCCACAGUAAGAAUUGCUGAGCCCAAAUCUGAAGAUUCCCCGCAGGAAGACUUUGACAACGCAGCCUUAGGGUCUCAAGAAUGA
This is a messenger RNA of Puccinia triticina, 858 nucleotides long. RefSeq lists its product as uncharacterized. The transcript has 4 exons. The record is from RefSeq and is a predicted model, not a curated record. Lineage: Eukaryota; Fungi; Basidiomycota; Pucciniomycetes; Pucciniales; Pucciniaceae. Bases 1 to 858 code for a protein of 285 amino acids.